CAUACACAACAGCACGCAUAUUGCAACGGUUUGAAUUGCAUCACCCGAGUCCCUUCCUUCAGCCAUCACUUCUUGACAGCCAUGUCCACCUCCUUGUGGCGGAGCCGUCAAGGCCGUAUGGCCUCCUGCUCAACUUGUGGAGCAGGAGUGGGCCCCAGCAGCUCCGCUCUCGUUUCGCGUGCCCAUUACGGGCGCAAGCAGGCGUCGCUGAGCGCUGAGCGCGUUGCUGCGCAGGCGCCGCGCCGCUGCCUUCUGGCAGCCGCGAUGGCGGGUAACCGCGCAAACGAGGCCCCCCAGCAGCGCAUGGAGCGCCAGCUGCGCGAGAGCGCGGAAGUGGAGGAGCGCGUGGUGAGCAUUGACACGGAGGAGGAGUUCCUGCAGGCACUGGAUGAGGCGGGGCCCAAGCUGGUGGUCGUUGAGGUGCAAUCCGAGCGGGUGUGCGAGACCGGCAUGGACGAGCCCGAGCCCGAGAUCCACUGGAAGCUGGACGCGGAGCAGGAGCAAGCCCGCCGCAUGGCCAAGUGCGCGGCGGUCAAGCACACCAUCCAGCGCACGGCGCGGGAGUGUCCUGACGUCAGCUUCCUGUACCUGGAGACGGACGGCUCGCCGGAGCGGGAAGCGCUGGUGCAGAAGCUGGGGGUCAAGGUGCUGCCCACGCUACAGUUCUACCGCGACGGCAAGCUGCUGUGGGAGCACAAGGGCGUCAUGCAGAUGGAGGCGGGCGUGGGCGAGGGCAUGAUGUACUACGGCGACGCGCCCACCACCACCAGUGGCGGCGAGGCGCCCUCCAGCCUGGUGGCGGACAUCACCAGCCGGGCGGGGCUGCAGCAGUUCCUGGGGGCGGCGUCUGACCCCAAGGUCCUGCAGGUGCUCAACGUGGCGCUCACCAGUGCGGGGCCGUGCAUCAAGGUCUUCCCCGCGGUAGUGGCGCUCAGCCGGACGUUCAAGGGCUUCGCGACCUUUGGCCGCCUGGUUGGCGACGUGAACGGCGACACGCGCGCGCUGAUCAAGGAGCUGAAUAUCAUCGAGGUGCCCACCUUCAUCUUCUUCAGGGCCGGCAAGGAGGUGGGACGCCACGUGGGCAGCAGUCGCGGAGACCUGAUCGGCCAGAUCCUGCUGCAGCAGGAGCGGGAGGGCCUGUCCCCGCCGCCGCCGCCCGUCACUGCCAAGGCCAAGCCCCGUAGCCGCGCCGGCAUGCGCCGCGGCCGCACCGCGCAGCAGUGAAAGAAGCGUGGAGCUUUUUCAGCAGCGCUAGGUCGGGCCAUCAUGGCCCUGGUCCGGGAGAGCAGGAGGAGCGGCCCAUUGGGUCGUGCCUUUCACGAAAAAAGGGAAUCAGAGCAGGGCUGCGAGGCGGCCGGAGAUUGGCUUUGAAUGCACUCCCGAAAAGUAAUGCUGGGUUGGAAGGUUCACAUGUAUUGAUAUUUACAGCGCACAGCAAGCGGCGAGAUGGCCGCGGGUGUUGCAGGAACUCCGGUUUCUGUGGUCGCUGCAUCUGAGCUGAGAAGACAAACCCGUACUUGCGUGCACUGGGUUGCAGGGCGUGAGAAGAGGUGUGAGCAGGUCUGGUACAAUGGUGUGCGCACUCCGCACUAAUCGCGGGGAGAUUCGGGGAUGUAUGCGCGUCCCACGACCGCAGGAUUGCUCGCUGUGAGCUCGUGUGUGAGCUCACAUGUUUUGUGGUGAGCAAGGUGAUCGCCCACAAGAAGAAGCGAGGAGGGAAGCAGUUUUCUAGCAUGGUGUCCAUAUCUCUAACGGACCACAGGCUAGACCAGAGACGUAUGGGUUGCGCAUCCGGACAGGCAGUCGCUGAACAGUGUCGUAGGUUGUUCUCUUCAACUCACACAUCAUGUUAUGUUCUCUGGAGAGGAAGUGCGGGCUGCAAUGAUGCUAAUAUAGGGAGGCUAUUCCAUGGCGCCGAGUCAAGGCGAGGGCUCAGUCACCGGGCCCGCAGCAGGGGUGCGCCAUUUGCUGCCGGGACGAAGAUUCGUCUAGGGGCGAUGGCCAUUCUUUAUUAUCUUUUUUUGGCAGGGACUGUGUGCGGGCAUCAAAGAAGCCUGCGUGGAAGCAGGCCUUGAUAUGAGAUGGUUGUGGCGCGUUGACUUCUUUGCUCCAUCUGCAGGAUGUUUGGUUGUGGCGAGUUGGGCAGGGAGUAUGAUGUUCCGGUGCACUGGUUGGGACAGCCGCUCGGCACACCGGGGGAGGUCUAUGUCCGUGAUGUGAGGGGCUGUCAUGCGUGGGGGCUCCUUGCGCUAUCCCUCUUGCACCAAUCCGGAUCUGGGCGUGCACCAAACACAUUGUUGCUUUGUGGUGGCCCGGUCGAUGGAGCAGUGACAGUCCGCAUGCAAGGCUGCAACCGGGCCGGGGCAGGAGGGUGGGACACUGGCUUCACAGACCAGCAGUUCCACGCACUCUGAUAACUUGAGCAAGCCCAGCCCCUUGGCUACACGCUUGCGCUGACGUACUCACCUGACGCCCGGGGCGUGAGGAACGUCAGCAAACUACCAGCGUGAUAGCAAGUCAGCGGUGCCUCAGUACAGGAACUCCGGGGCGUUAUAGCAGCCAUGACGCAAUGUUGCCAUGACGUUGUAUUUCUAGUGUU
This is a messenger RNA of Chlamydomonas reinhardtii, 2599 nucleotides long. RefSeq lists its product as uncharacterized. Gene Ontology annotation, molecular function: oxidoreductase activity, acting on a sulfur group of donors, disulfide as acceptor. The transcript has 12 exons. The record is from RefSeq and is a predicted model, not a curated record. Bases 82 to 1224 code for a protein of 380 amino acids. NCBI's taxonomy places the organism in Eukaryota, Viridiplantae, Chlorophyta, Chlorophyceae, Chlamydomonadales, Chlamydomonadaceae.